UCCCCGCCUCCCUCCCCAGCGAUGCCGCCUUGCGCCCUGCGCGUCCUUCUGGCGACCCUGGUGGCCGCGGCCGGAGCCCCCGACGCCGCGACGCCGCCCUGCGAGUCCGAGAUGAACAAGAUCAAGGACCUUCUGCAGGUGAGCUGCGUGGGGCGGGGGCUGAGCAGCGUCCCCGCCGGGCUGCCCACGGACACGGGCAUCUUGCUGCUGGGCUCCAACCGCCUGAGCCGCGUCUCGCUGGCCUCCUUCCAGCACCUGAGCGCGCUGGUGGAGCUCGACCUGUCCAACAACAGCCUGAGCGCCCUGGACACCGGCGGCGGCGCCUCGCUGCCCGGCCUCCAGCAGCUCGACCUGUCGCACAACGGCCUGCAGAGCCUGCCCGCCUUGCAGGGGAUGCCCGCGCUGAAGCGCCUGGCCCUGGCGCACAACGCGCUCUCGCGGCUGCCGGCGGGGGGAUUCCGCGCCCUGCGCGCCCUGGAGGAUCUGGAGCUGCAGGGCAACGGGAUCCGGGAUCUGCCCGAGGGAGCCUUCGCGGGGCUGCAGAAGCUGAGGGACGUGGACCUGGCCGACAACCUGCUGGAGGAGCUGCCCCGGGAGCUGCUGGCCGGGCUGGGCAGCCUGGAGAUCCUGCGCCUGGAGAGGAACCGGCUGCAGAGGGUGCCCGAGGGCUUCUUCCCCGAGGAGAACUACUUCGCCUACCUGUACCUGGCGGAGAACCCCUGGGUGUGCGACUGCGCGCUGCUCUACCUGCGCGACUACAUCCUGGAGUACGAGACCAGCGUGUAUACUCGCGUGCAAGGCCCCGGGAUGGAGAUCACCGAGAACAAGCCCGAGAGCGUGGAGUGCCAGGCGCCCGCGCCCGAGAAGGGGCGCCCCGUCAUGCACUUCCAGGCGCACUGCCAGGGGCCCAAGGGAGACAGCGAUGGGGGCCAAGGGGGCGCCGCCACCACUGAGCCCCACUCCAUUCUCCACACGACAUUGGUCCGCACCGCACCCUCCACCGCAGGGCCAGCCACGCGUGUCCACACCCCACCCUCCACCGCAGGGCCAGCCACGAGUGUCCACACCCCACCCUCCACCGCAGGGCCAGCCACGCGUGUCCGCACCCCACCCUCCACCGCAGGGCCAGCCACGCGUGUCCGCACCCCACCCUCCACCGCAGGGCCAGCCACGCGUGUCCACACCCCACCCUCCACCGCAGGGCCAGCCACGCGUGUCCGCACCCCACCCUCCACCGCAGGGCCAGCCACGCGUGUCCGCACCCCACCCUCCACCGCAGGGCCAGCCACGCGUGUCCGCACCCCACCCUCCACCGCAGGGCCAGCCACGAGUGUCCACACCCCGCCCUCCACUGCCGACCACACGUGUAUUUGUCUGUGCUAAUCUUAUAACUGAGUCUUGCCCUGCCAUGUCUGCUUAUGCUAUUCUUGUACCAAGGACUUGUCUGGCAUGUUUGCCAAGGUUAACCCCUCCCCUUUGGUG
This is a messenger RNA of Podarcis muralis (Common wall lizard), 1482 nucleotides long. Lineage: Eukaryota; Metazoa; Chordata; Lepidosauria; Squamata; Lacertidae. The record is from RefSeq and is a predicted model, not a curated record.